Messenger RNA from Mercurialis annua (annual mercury), 2673 nucleotides. RefSeq lists its product as uncharacterized. The record is from RefSeq and is a predicted model, not a curated record. Bases 708 to 2315 code for a protein of 535 amino acids. NCBI's taxonomy places the organism in Eukaryota, Viridiplantae, Streptophyta, Magnoliopsida, Malpighiales, Euphorbiaceae. The transcript is spliced from 3 exons.
AACCGGUUGAUCUCUUGGACCGCGUCCCUCGUGUACAAGAAAAUCACGAACCCGAAAAAUCGUAUAUUUCUAUCAUCUCCUUCCUUCACGAAAUUCAAUCCAAAAUCGAUCUCCGAUUUCUCUUUAAUUUCACUCCGUUUUUCUUAAUCGAUUGCCGAUUGUUUCAAUUCGCUUUCCCCUCUUUCGAUUGAUACCAGUUUCGUUCUCAGCCGUUGAUUUUUUAAAACUCUAGGGUUAGGGUUUCUUAGUCGCGUCCUUAGCGACUAUUUUUUCCUUUAGGUUCUUGAUUUCUUAUGGGCUGUGACUCUAUUUUGUAUAUACUGUAAUUCCCCUGUCAAUUUGGUUCAAUUGCUCUUGAUUUUGUGGAUCUGUUUGAGAUUAGGGUUUCGAAGAUUUUGUUUCGUUUAGGGUUUGUGUGGAAAUCUGUAAAUUGGUUUAGGGCUUUUAUUCCUCUCGUAAUUCCGAUUCUAAAUUACCCUUUUUUGGCUAGAAAUUUGGUGUAUAGUUGGCGAACAGGGAAUUUAGGGUUAGGGUUUUUGUUUUUGAAAAAUUAGGUUUUCUUUUUAUCAAAUUGAUUUGGGGAUUCUGUCUGUGGAACCAAUUAAUCAUCUUAGCUGUCAAAUUCAUUACCUUUCACGACCAAAUCAGGUGCCAUAAUUUUCCUGUCCUGUUUUAGGGUUUGGAUUAGAAGAAGUUUGGAGGAUAUUAUGGGUUUUAAGCGACCUUUUGAUUGUGAGGACCUCCAUGAGCUUCCCUUUAAGCAGGCUAGACAGGUCCAUGAGCUUCCUUUUAAGCAGGCUAGACAGGUGGACUAUAGCAACAAGAUGACUCAGUUUGCAAAUUUAUAUAGAACUACAUCUCAGGGAACUGAUGUUACAGAUGAUCAUGAGGGAAGCUUUGCAAAAACUCAACAACAUCAGGCAUUUGAGAACAAAAGUAUCUUUGAAGCUUCAAAUUUGGUUGAUAAUUUUGGAAUCAAUGAUCCUUGGUCGGCGAUUACCACUAAUUUUAAUGGUGAUGAUUUUGGUUCUCGUUUAGCACCACACUCUUCUGAUUUCUUGGAAACUUGUGAAUUAGAUUCCCUUCAGAGAUCAGAAGCUUCUGAGGAUACUUGCUCUUCCUCCUUGGAUUCUUCUCCUAGAAAACCAAUUCCUCUUGGGCCUAAUCAUCAAGCCAGCAUUCCGGUGUGGGAUGGUCAUGUAAAUAAGAAACAGUUAGGACAAAAAGACUCUUUACGUCCCAUUAGCUCCUUGCUCUUGGAGUCUAAUUUCAACAUUUAUAAUGACGAUGAAGAGAAGCUUAUGGGCACUUGCAUCAUUCCAAUGCCAGACAUAGAGUCAUCUGGCUAUAAUAGUAACGAGGUUGGAGUUGGGAAAAAAGACUGUAGUUGCAUGGAUGAAGGUUCUGUCAGAUGUGUACAACAGCACAUAAUGGAAGCUCGGGAAAGGCUGCGAAGAUCACUUGGGCAUGAGAAAUUAGUUGAUUUGGGUUUUUACGAGAUGGGAGAGGAGGUAACAAACAAAUGGACCAAGGAAGAGGAACGGGUGUUUCAUGCAGUUGUGAAUUCCAAUCCUGCGUCAUUGGGGCAAAAUUUUUGGAAGCAUCUGUCACAUGUGUUCCCUACACGAUCAACCAAUGAAAUUGUCAGCUAUUACUUCAAUGUCUUCAUGCUUAGGAGGCGGGCUGCUCAGAACAGAUCCCACUUGCUGGACAUUGACAGUGAUGAUGAUGAACUGCAUGGAAUUAAUAGAGGAUCCUACAGAGCUCGAAUAGUAGAUGAAGAUUAUGACUCUGACAAUGAGUCUAUUGAUCAAUAUGAUCAUGAAGACCAUGGAGAGGAUACGCUUGUUGAAAACGAUGAUGAAGAUGAUGAUGAUGAUGAUGGUAGUGAUGGUGAUGGGGAACUUGGAUACAAUAGUGGAGAGGCUACAGGAGAAGAUUCUGGGGUAGACAAUGCCUCAGAAGCGCAUGAUAUGAAGCCAUUUAAUGGGAGCAAAGUUGAUUCGUCUAAGCAUUUCAAUAAAUAUACAGAAAGUGUUCAAGAUGACUCGUGCAUGUCAUUUGAGUUCCAAGCUGACUCAGUUGAAACUGAGGGUGCUUUGGGAGGUAGUCAAGUUAAGAGCAAUCAAACUGAAUGCUUCCCUGGUAGUGUUGAUGGGUACAGCGAUGGAGUGGACCAGCUAUACUUAUUGGACUCCUGUGAUGCGAAAGCUUGGGAUACCCGUUACUCAGCUCCCAUUAAAGGUGUCGAUCUUCUACCAACAUGUAACAUAAUUGAAGAAAUUUUUGGGCUAGGAACAUCCUGCGACAAGUAGUAACUUCCGCAGCUGCUAGUUUCUUUGCCUUUUUGGGAGCAUUCCUUGGUGUACAGUGUGCAACUAUGGCUUUUUAUUAGCCAAGUAAAAUGUAAGAAUUUUUUUUUCUUAGGAUCAUUAGUAAGAAUUUUCUUUCCUUUUCAGGAUCAUUAGUUCUCUGUUUUUUUUUUUGGGUGGGGGAAGUAGGAUGAGAGAUAAGAAAAAGAGGAGAUUUUGGUUUUCUUAAUGAGCAUUCAUCAUCUGUGGAAAAUUGGAAUGUAACUUCUUCAAUAUUCCCUCGAAGCUUUCUCCAUUUGUUUAUUUAUAAGUUAUUAUAAACUAUAAAGGAUUAAGGGGUACUUUUCCCAAUUCCAAAUUA